Ailuropoda melanoleuca (giant panda) is the source of this 3400-nucleotide messenger RNA. It is a transcript of the gene NCAPH, whose product is annotated as non-SMC condensin I complex subunit H. The transcript is spliced from 18 exons. The record is from RefSeq and is a predicted model, not a curated record. Bases 749 to 2932 code for a protein of 727 amino acids. Gene Ontology annotation, cellular component: condensin complex. Gene Ontology annotation, molecular function: chromatin binding. Lineage: Eukaryota; Metazoa; Chordata; Mammalia; Carnivora; Ursidae. Gene Ontology annotation, biological process: mitotic chromosome condensation.
CAGACGCUUAACGACUGCGCCACCCAGGCGCCCCUCAAAUAAAUAAAAUUUUAAAAAAUUCUUAGGAUCAGAUGAAGCAGAAUGAAGGGAGAGACGGCAAGUUACGUCCAUCUCACUUAAACUUUUUUUUGAUGUGGUGCGGUACGCGGGGGUGAGGUGUGUGUUGGGGGGGGUAGAUCCAGGAAGCUUUUCACAAGAGUCUGAAUAAAAACGAUGGCCUUUAUUUUAAAAUGUACAUAAAACAUUUUGCAUCUGUCCUUCGCCUGCCUGGAACCUUCAUUGUGUUGUUGGCUCCUUCUCACCUCCGUCCCACACUCCAUCUACCUCCUUAGUGCUUUGCUGCCCUUAAAGAACAGGUCGCUAUGGAAAAUUAACCUCGCUUCCUAGAAAUCUGCCCUCCCUCCCAUUAGAAAGUAAAUUGCGUGAAAGCGGAGCCCUCUCCCGUCCUGCUCCACGUUGGGUCCUUAGCGCCGAGUUCCACGUCUAACGCUCGAAAGGAGACGGGGGACUGUAGUCCAUGGAACCUCUACAGUCCACCCACAGGAGCAGAGCGGGAAGCCAGCGAUUCCACAGGACACACUCCUGCACAGCUCCGGACUGCCCUUUACAAGCGGAAGACUGGGGAAGACUGCGGCGGCCUGCGCAGGCGCGCUUCUGGCCCCGCCCACGGCGGACGACACCGCGGCCGUUACGGAGCUAAGGCUUCUCGGCGGGCGAUUUAAAACCAGCUCCGGAGAGGGAGAGCGAAAUGGGACCUCCCUACCCAGAAAUCCGUGGGCACCCCCACAGCGCCUCCUCACCUUCAGAACGGGUGUUCUCCAUGUCCCUGCCCCGGAAGGCCCCUCUCAAUACUCCUGGCACCCCCGUCCUGGAAGACUUUCCCCAGAAUGACGACGAAAAGGAGCGGCUGCAGCGGCGGCGCUCGCGAGUCCUGGACCUGCAGUUCAGCGCAGACUCGCCUCACCUGCUAGCCUCCCCGUCCAGCAGGAAUAUUGACACUUCAGCCACGAUUCCUAAGUUUACAAACACACAGAUUACAGAACAUUACUCCACCUGUAUCAAACUGUCCACUGAAAAUAAAAUCACGACCAAGAAUGCUUUUGGCUUGCAUUUGAUUGAUUUCAUGUCAGAGAUUCUUAAACAGAAAGACACCGAACCGACCAACUUUAAAGUGGCUGCUGGCACUCUGGAUGCCAGCACGAAGAUCUAUGCAGUGCGCGUGGACGCAGUCCAUGCUGAUGUCUACAGAGUCCUUGGGGGGCUGGGCAAAGAUGCACCCUCCCCGGAAGAAGCAGAGAGCCAUGAUGCAGAUGGAAGUGCUACUGAAACAGGAACAACCAAAAAGGCUCAAAAGCCAAAGAAGAAGCACUCCUACAAAACCAUCGAGCAGAAUGUAAACAACCUCAAUGUCUCCGAAGCAGAUCGGAAGUGUGAGAUCGAUCCCAUGUUUCAGAAGACGGCGGCCUCAUUCGAUGAGUGCAGCACAGCAGGGGUGUUCCUCUCUACCCUCCACUGCCAUGACUACAGAAGCGAGCUGCUGUUUCCUACCGAUGUCCAGACUCUGUCCAUGGAAGAGCCCCUGGAGCUGCCGGAUUUAGGUUGGGUGGAAAUGACGGAUUUAAAAGUGCCCAUGCAGCAGUGUGUGGAGGACGGCCAGAUCUGCCCUUCCCUGGCCGGGUUCCAGUUUACCAAAUGGGACAGUGAGACACAUAAUGAGUCUGUCUCUGCCCUGGUAGACAAGUUCAAGAAAAACGAGCAGGUGUUUGACAUCAACGCUGAGGUAGAGGAGAGUGACUGCGAGGACUUCCCUGAUGGGCCCAUGGAGGACGACUUUGACGCGAACGAUGGACCUGAACACAGCACCUCCGGGGAUCACACCGAGCUCAGGAGCUGGAAGGAGCCCUGCCACCCUCAAAGCUGCCCGGAGGAAAUGAUUCCCCUUGGGGAUGGAGACAUUAGGACCAUGUGCCCCCUUCUGUCCAUGAAACCUGGAGAAUAUUCCUAUUUUAGUCCCCGUACCAUGUCAAUGUGGGCUGGUCCGGACCACUGGCGUUUUAGACCCCGACUCAAACAUGAUGCUUCCUCCAAAUCAGAGAACAAAAAGAAGAGUACAAAGAAAGAUUUUGAAAUUGACUUUGAUGAUGAUAUUGACUUUGACGUGUAUUUUAAAAAAACAAAGGCUUCUACUAUUCUGGCCAAGUCCACUUUGGAGAACCAGAACUGGAGAGCCACAACUCUUCCCACGGAUUUCCUCUACGAGACUGAUCAUCUUGUCCAGCUGCAUCUCAAACCAGGCACCAGGUUACUUAAGACGGCCCAAGGCCAGAGAGCAGGAACUGAACAUUAUGAAGAAAUUGGAGACUAUGAUUACAACAACCCUAACGACACCUCCAACUUUUGCCCUGGAUUACAGGCUGCUGACAGUGAUUACGAAGAGUCAGAUGACUUAUUCGUGGGACCAGCUGGAACCUUUGAUCUUACAUCCUGCCAGCCACCUAAGACAGCACAAGAGAAUGGUGUCGUGCCUGAAGUGCAAGGAUUGGACAUCACCACUUAUGGGGAGUCGAAUCUGGUAGCUGAGCCUCAGAAGGUAAAUAAAAUUGAAAUUCAUUAUGCCAAGACUGCCAAAAGGAUGGACAUGAAGAAGUUGAAGCAGAGCAUGUGGAGUUUGCUGACCAAGUUCUCCAAGCAAGCAGACACAGAGACAAACCACAGUGAAAAUGGAAAAGAAGAGGACCCGGGGAAGGUGGCUGAGGAGAAGAUGCUCAGCGGGCUCACGAAGGACCUGCAGAAGAGCCUGCCUCCUCUCAUGGCUCAGAACCUCUCUAUACCUCUGGCCUUUGCCUGUCUCCUACAUUUAGCCAAUGAAAAGAAUCUAAAGCUGGAAGGAACCAAGGACCUUUCCGACAUUCUGGUGAGGCAAGGGGAUUGAGUUUGGCCGAGAAAAGUUGGCAGAAGGGGGCUCAUCGAUUCUUCAGUGACCAGGACGUCUCCAGUCUGGGUGCUGCCGUGCGGCAGGGCUGUGGCAAGGCUGUAGCCCACUACCAAAGUGCCAGCUAUUUUGUCUGUUCUCUUCCCUUCUCUCCCUCCCAGUCUGGGAACUAGCCCCCUGAAGUUCUGUCUUUGAUUCAGCCCUGUGGUGACCACCUAGCAGGGACGAGCUGGUAAGGAUACUGUUCUUGAUUAUGAAAACCUAGAUCCAGACUUUGUAUCCAUGUCUAGUUUUUGUCUCCUAAGUUGAUCUUUGUUGUUUUCCACACUUUUGUAGAAAAUAAUUUCCCAGCAGGCACUGGUUGUCUUUAAACAGCUAUCUAAGCCAUGCACAUAAAAUACAUCAUAUGUGCACUUACAAAUGUAUAUAUAUUGUGUAUCCUUAAAAUAAAAUCAUUCUGAAUGAUAA